Messenger RNA from Anopheles nili, 1365 nucleotides. Its product is annotated as endochitinase-like. Gene Ontology annotation, cellular component: extracellular region. The transcript is spliced from 2 exons. Gene Ontology annotation, molecular function: chitin binding; chitinase activity. Gene Ontology annotation, biological process: chitin catabolic process; carbohydrate metabolic process. Lineage: Eukaryota; Metazoa; Arthropoda; Insecta; Diptera; Culicidae. Bases 1 to 1266 code for a protein of 421 amino acids. The record is from RefSeq and is a predicted model, not a curated record.
AUGUCAACGAAAAGUGUGUGCGUUCGAAUUUUGCGUGAAAUUCCCGCAGGAGCAGUGCUUACUUAUGCCGUCCUUUUGAUAGUCAUCGUCGGGCAGGUCGUCGUGGCAUCUUCUAGGGUGAUCUGUUACUACACUAACUGGAGUCAGACACGUGCCAACGAGUAUUCCUAUCAGCUGGAAGACAUACCCGGCCAUCUCUGCACUCACGUAGCGUACAGCUUCCUCGGUGUAGACGCAGCUACAUCGGAGUUGGUAUCGUUGAAGCCUGAGUUCGACGUCGCGCAGGAUGGCUUUGGACGAUUUCGAGAUCUCAAGCAGCGUUUCCCGAAUCUCAAGCUUAUCGUUUCGGUGGGCGGUUGGACUCACGGUGGAGAAAAUUUUAGCCAGAUGGCCAGCUCGCGGGACAGCAGGCUGAAAUUUGUGGCCAGUGUCGUGACCUUCAUGGAACGGUAUCGUCUGGACGGGUUCGAGAUUGUGUGGCUUUGGCCCGGAGCACCGGAACGUGGUGGACGUCCGCAGGAUAAGGACAACUUCUACUACCUAGUGGAUGAGCUGAAGCAGGCCUCCCAGCGUACAGCCAGACCAUGGGAGGUAUCGAUUCAGGUGCCAAUCGAUAGGGCGCGACUUACCGUGGGUUAUCAGCAGGAAUGGCUUUGUCAAGCUGCCGACUACGUUCACCUUGCCGGAUACGAUCUUCGGGGCCCAUGGACGGGACAGGUGGAUGUGCACAGCAUUCUAAAACGUCGUCUACUUGAUGUGGACUACUUCUACACGUUUAACAUCGCGGAUGGUGUGGAAUCGUGGCUGAGCAAAGGCUGCACAGCUGACCAAAUCGUACUUGGACUUCCCGUGUACGCCCGAACGUACACCUUGCAGCAUCCAACGAACACCAGACCCGGGUCAAAGGCAUCGGGUCCGGGAGAAAUGGGCGCCAUUACGAACGAUCCAGGACUUUGGGCGUACUUUGAGCUUUGUGAAAAGCUAAACCAAACCGGCUGGACCCAAGAAUGGGACAAAACGGCUGCAAGUCCGUACGCGUAUCGAGGCGAUCAGUGGGUAGGCUUCGAAAAUGAGCUAUCCCUGGAGGAAAAGUCACGUUGGGCCACCGCCAAGGGUCUUGCCGGUGUCUACGUGUACACGCUGGACCUCGACGACUACCGGGGAAAGUGUGGACAAACGUAUCCGCUUUUGAACAGCCUCUCUAAGAUUAUGCAGAACAACACCGACGCUGAGGAAGAGUUCUCUUUUGCCAUAUUUCGCCAGUAGUGCGCAAUACCGUCUCGUGUUUGAUGAGUGUUUUUCUGUUCACCAUUUUCCCCAUGCUCUCAGAUUUAUGUACGGUGGAGUAGAAUUUUAACGUUUGUU